AUGAUUGACCCGCAUACAAUCAAGUACAUUUCAGGAUAGAUUAAUGAGGAUACUAUUUUUCAAGAUAAAAAGCGUAGAAGCGAAAUGAUACGCAUAAUGAUACAGACAAUGCAUAACCUUGGAUUGGUUUAAUCUGCAGAAACUCUGUAAAAAGAAUCAAGCAUCAAUUUAGACUCAGAUAUAUUGCAUGGCUUUAAGUAAUCCAUUUUAAAUGCUGAGUGGAACAAAGCUUUAGAAUAUUUAGAAAAGACGAAUGCAGACAAAGAAUCCUUUUUUAAAGCUCAACAACUGAUAAUUUAAUAAAAAUACAUUGAGCUUCUUGAACAAAAGGACAUAGAAAAUGCAUUAAAAGUUCUUAGAGAAGAGCUUUCUUAUUUAAUCAAUGAUUAGCAAUAUCUUUUUAAGCUUUCAUCUCUCUUAAUCUGCAGAAAUUCGAAAGAAAUGUAUGAAAAAAUAGGAUUCAAUCGAUCUCAAUCUAAUUCUAGAAGCUCUCUAAUAGAGCUCAUUUAAGAUCAGUGCAAUAUUCCAGGAUUGAUGCAAUCAAGAGUUAUGGAAAAACUGGUCAAAGAAAGUCUUAUAUUCUAAACACUUCAGUGUCCUUGUCAUAUUUAGAAUUCUCACGAAAGCAUAUGCUUGGUUUAAGAUCAUGUUUGUAGACAGCUUUAGUCACCUUAAGAGCUUGUAGAAACAAAAAAAGAACAUAAAUCAGAAGUUACACUCAUUAAAUUCAACAGAUAAGGAAGCAUGCUUGUUAGUGUUGGAUUAGAAAGAGAAAUUUUUAUUUGGAAAUAUGAUCCUAAGUCACAUAAACUAACUUAUCACUAAAAAAUACCUUAAGAAAAAUCUAGGCAAUUGUAAGUGGAGAUAACAAGUAUAGAAUUCGAUAAUACUGAUUAAUAUCUCGCCAUUGGAUAUGAUGAUGGCAAAAUUAUAAUUUAUAACACUGUAAAAUUUGAUUAGUAGUAGAUUACAAAUAUGUCCCAAAUUUAUCAUUAAGCUCCUGUUCUUACACUAGCUUAUCAUCCUUAAACUAAUAGCCUAUACUCUGCUGGAGCUGAUCCUUAUAUGUUAGUUUUCUCUAAUAAUGGAAAAGAACUAGAAAAAAAGAUUCCCUCAACGAAAACUAAAGACAUGAAGUUCAUAAACAAAGGAAAUCAAUUAGUCUAACUAAGUGCAUGUAAGCCAGUAGUUAGUAUUUUUGAUUUAGCCUCAGAACAAGUUCUUUAUCAAAUUCAAGAAGAAGAAUGCAUUUUAUCAAUGAAUGUCAGUUUCAAUGAGAAAUUCCUUUUGGUCAACACAUCCUAAAAAGAACCGGAAUUGCACUUGUGGGAUUUAGAACUAAGAGAAUAAGUAAAUACAUACAAAGGGCAUUAAUAGCGAGAAUUUUAAUUAGGAUGUACGUUUGGAGGAAAUGAUGAUAUGUUUGUGGUGUAGGGUUGCGAAACAGGCAAUAUUUUUAUUUGGUAAACCUUUAAUAGCAAAUUCAUUACUUAAAUCAAGGCGCACCUUCUCAAUAAAGCUGUUAAUUAAGUCAUCUUUCACCCCAUCGAUAAAACUACCAUGAUUUCCUGUUCAGAUGACCAAACAAUAAAAGUCUGGACUUCUGAAAUUAUUACUCAAUAACAAAAUUAACAAACAGCUGAAAUUUAUUCUAUUCACGAAGAAGAUGAAGAUGUAACUAUUACGGGGAUAAGGUAACCGGGAGCUAGACUAGAUGCAGAUGAUAAUGAAGAUAUGGACUAAGUCGAAUUCAACUUGAGAAAUCCCAGUGAUAAUGGUGAAGAAGAUGAAGAAGAGGAAGAUGACGAUAACUAAGUAGAAGAUGAUGACGAUGUAGAUGAUGAAGAAGAUAUUUACGAAGACGAUUAGCACAAUAGCUAAAUGGAAGAAGAGGAAGAAGAGGAUGAAGAAGAAGAAGAUGAAGGUCAUGAAGAUUUUGACGUUGAUGAAGGAACUGAAGAAAUUGAUGAUGAAUGCUCUUAAUAUGAAAAUCAGCAAAACCCCUAACCGUGA
Molecule: messenger RNA, 2013 nt
Organism: Tetrahymena thermophila SB210
Lineage: Eukaryota; Ciliophora; Oligohymenophorea; Hymenostomatida; Tetrahymenidae
Product: WD domain, G-beta repeat protein
Exons: 13
Molecular function (GO): protein binding
Source: RefSeq, a predicted model, not a curated record